AUGACGAAUUACUUUACAAUGGAUGGGACGGAUUCAACGAAUUUCCAGAAGGAGAUAUCUGGUAUGAUGCACGGAUUUGGCGACAAUCCGAACCCGAAUGCAGCCACCGUUGUGUUGGUCGAAAGCAUUGUUCAACAACAACUGAAGUUUAUGAUUCAAGAGGCCCAUCAACACUGCAACCUGCGCUGCGGUAAGGCUAUAACUAACUACGAUAUUAUUUACCUCAUGAGGAAGAAUAUCAAGAAGCUAAAACGCCUGCAUGACUAUCAGUUAAAAUUAGAUCAAAUUGACAAGAAAUGUAUCUUGAACAUCACUACGCAAGCUGAAUCCCUGAUCACAGGCCUGCUGGAAGACGAAAAAGACCCGACUGUAAAGAAACGCAGAACACACAUAGACUACAUCAGGGAAUUUGAUGAAGCUGAUGAAGUAAGCCAGAUUAAAUUUGAUUCCAUAGACUACAUUCGAAAAGUUCGUGCUGCUAAAAUCACUGAGUCUAUGACUUUUGAGAAGUAUGAGGCUUACCACAAAGCUAGGUGCUUGUCAUUCCGUUCUGGUUAUGGAAUAGGAAGAGGUUUUGUUAAACUUGAGCGCUGGCUGAAUCCUGUAAAGGAAUUCAAGCUAACGCAGUCAGCUCUAGAGGUUUUAGGCUUUGUGGCUUAUGAAACAGUUGCAGAAAUUGUGGAUGGAGUCUUCUUAAUCCGCCAAGAUGCGAAGAAGAAAAGCGGAGAUCCUUUUAGCAAAUUCGAAGGUGGUUAUUUCUGUAAUCCUGUCAGCUUGAGUAAUGCUGUGUACAUUAAAUCUGGGUAUGAAGGAGUGCCAGCAAUAACCGUAGCAGAAGUCAGAGAGGUGCUACGAAGAUAUUACUCUCCGAGAAUGGGAAUGAAUGGAUUGUUCUAUAGGAAUAUGAGCUUGGAUUUGCCAAUUCGGUAUAUAGCAUUGUGA
Molecule: messenger RNA, 942 nt
Organism: Spodoptera littoralis (African cotton leafworm)
Lineage: Eukaryota; Metazoa; Arthropoda; Insecta; Lepidoptera; Noctuidae
Source: the annotation of a GenBank genome assembly